CACCGUCCCAAAGUCCACUCGCCACCAAAACCAAACGCCGCACGAACGGUUUGAAAUUCCCAUCUUCAUCAAUUCAAUAUCUUAUCCGAACCUUUGCCUUUUGUUCCGGCAUCUUGCCGGCAAGCCUUCCUUGGGGCCAUGGAUGACGACUUCCCCUUGAGUGAUGCGGCCUACGACGACAUUUUUGCAGACCUGGACCUGGACGCUCUUCCACCACCGCUGUCCAGCGUAGCGCACCCGAACCCUGGUGUUGUUCCUCAGUCGCUCCCUUCCUUGGCGCCUUUGCUGCAGCAAUAUCCGGCCCCGAAUCCGAACUCCAACUCGGACAAUUCUCAGAUUCACGGCCAGCUACAACACCCACACAACAUUCCUGGGCAAACCACAAACAUACUGCACUCACUCUCAAUUCAACCCCAAGCUCCUUCUCCAGCAAACGCUUACAUAACCCCGCGAACCUCAUUACCCUGUCCGCACCCGCAAGCCCGGGCCGAACCCGGCCGUCACCUCGACAACCGCCAAUCUCAAGCCGCUUAUUUGCCCCCGGCUUCUCGCGCCCUACCACCACCUCGACCGCUGCCACCGGCGCUCUCUUUUCUGCUUUCUGGAUCUUCUUCUACCCCAGACAGUAGAGGAACCAGCUUUUACAACAACCCCGACCCCGCUUUCAACACCAACCUCGCCACAGGCUCGCGCGCACCUGGUCUAUUUGUCACCACCCAUCGCAGCGAUCGAGAACCAAAUAGUGACGACUUUCUCAACGAGCUUGCCAGUCGAGACUUUUCCAGCCCUUCGCUUCCACCCCAGACCCCGAGACAUCUUGGCGAUCUUCUCUCUCCUUCACGCAACAAUUACAACAACACCAUGCCUUCGAGGAGGGAUGAAUCCGCCGCAGAGGGCUCUCGGCGACGAAGCCGAGGCACCUCUCACAAUAUUGUCAGCUUGCCCACACUGCCACCUCAGUCGUCCGGGGCUCCUAAACGGAAAAGAGAAGAAGGGCUAGAAAUCAGGACACACAAGCGAAAAGCGCACGUGCUGCUAUCCAGUGACGACGAAAAAGAUCCGUUCGGGGACGACAAUUUCAUGGAUGUGGUCGACUUGGCGGAUACGGAAGAGGUGCCCGAGAGUAUGCGAGCGAAGCCCAGGCCCAAGAACGAGAUCAAGCUGAGCGCCUUCCAAUGUGUCAUUUGCAUGGAUAAUGUUACGGGCUUGACGGUUACGCAUUGCGGUCAUCUCUUUUGCUCCGAAUGUCUCCAUUCCGCCCUAACCAUUGAUCCAACCAAACGAACAUGUCCGGUGUGUCGUCAAAAGAUUGAUAAAGCCCCGAUAGGCGGCAAGUGGACAACAAAGGCUAAAGGCUACUACCCACUUGAAUUGAAGUUGGUUACCAAGAAGAGCUUGGGAAAGAGGGCCGCUCAAUGACAGCCCUGUUAGCGGAUAUCACGAAAAACCACCCCCACCACUUUGUCAGCCGAAGACAGCGACAGACAAAGCGGUUGUUGAUAUGCGAGUAUUUGUCCGGACAUUUAAGGACUGGAGGGCUGUGGAUGGCUGCAUCGUGACUUGCAUGGCAUAAUAUCGGAAGGGCGAAAGCAAAAAAAAGUACAGGGAUGCAGCCGAGACCCGUGGUAUUUUCAUAUGCCUGAAUA
Molecule: messenger RNA, 1646 nt
Organism: Neurospora hispaniola
Lineage: Eukaryota; Fungi; Ascomycota; Sordariomycetes; Sordariales; Sordariaceae
Exons: 3
Coding region: 139-1419 (426 amino acids)
Molecular function (GO): SUMO-ubiquitin ligase activity
Source: RefSeq, a predicted model, not a curated record